CUGGCUUCCUGACUCCGCCCUCUGAUGUGACUGCUCAGGCUUUUAAAAGGGCUGAGCUGCCAGGGCUGGAGAAGAGCUGGAAGCUGAGAGGCAAGCCAAACACCUCCUGCGGAGAGCCUGGCGCCAGAGUCCACAGCCAUGGGUGGAAUCCUGAAGGUAAAGAUGCUGGAGGGCCGAGAGAUCCAGGUGACUCUGAGGGACUCCAUGCUGUUAUCGGAGCUGAAGCAGCAGAUCGCCCAGAAGAUCCAUGUGCCCACCUUCCAGCAGCGCCUGGCCCACCCAGAAAGCCAACAGGUGCUGAAGGACGGGGAGCCCCUGGUCCGCCAGGGUCUGAAGCCCGGCGAUACAGUCCUGCUGAUGGUGCAGAGCUGUGAGGACCCCCUGAGCAUCCUGGUGAGGAACGACAAGGGUCGCAGCAGUGCCUACGAGGUCCAGCUGACCCAGACGGUGGCUGAGCUCAAGCGGCAGGUGUGUCAGAAGGAGCACGCACAAGCCGACCAGUUCUGGCUGACUUUCGAGGGGAAGCCCAUGGAGGACCAGCAUCAGCUGGGGGAGUACGGCCUCACGGCCCGGUGCACCGUGUACAUGAAUCUGCGCCUGCGAGGGGGUGGGGCAGGGCCAGGAGGGCGGUGAGGAGGGCGCCCCACCGAAUGCUGGUAAUAAAGUUGUAGCAAAGCUGAA
Molecule: messenger RNA, 681 nt
Organism: Vicugna pacos (alpaca)
Lineage: Eukaryota; Metazoa; Chordata; Mammalia; Artiodactyla; Camelidae
Gene: ISG15
Product: ISG15 ubiquitin like modifier
Biological process (GO): ubiquitin-dependent protein catabolic process
Cellular component (GO): cytosol
Molecular function (GO): polyubiquitin modification-dependent protein binding
Source: RefSeq, a predicted model, not a curated record